AUGUCCAAAAAAGCAUUGGCCAAAUUGUUUGACUUGGAAUCACAAGAAAGUUGUGGUUCUCCUUUAUUUAUGUCACAGCCCCUUUCCAAGAAUCCACCAACAAUCUCCGGCGAUAGCAACGGCGGCGAUGGUGGGGGGAUUCCGAUAGAAGAGUGGCUGCCGAUCACAGAAUCGAGAAAAGGGAAUGUUUAUACGGCGACGUUUCAUCUUCUCUGUUCGGGACUUGGUUUCCAAGUUCUUCUUCUUCCUGCAGCUUUUGCAGCACUCGGAUGGGUAUGGGGAAUGAUAAUUUUAACGGUGGGAUUUGUAUGGAAGCUCUACACGAUGUGGCUUCUUGUUCAACUUCACGAAGCUGUUCACGGAACACGUUUCAGCAGAUACUUGAGACUCGCAAUUGCUUCAUUCGGUGUGAAGCUUGGGAAACUUCUUGGCAUAUUCCCCGUGAUGUAUCUCUCAGGAGGAGCUUGUUCGAUUCUGGUUAUAACCGGAGGGAAAUCAAUAAAACAACUUCUACACAUAAUGUCUGAAGACGACACAGUGCCACUCACGACCUUGCAUUGCUUCUUGAUCUUUAGCUGCCUCGCGGUGGUCAUGUCUCAGUUUCCAAAUCUAAAUUCUCUUUUUGGACUCUCGUUCAUCGGUGGUGUUAUGGCUGUAGCAUAUUCCUCCGCCAUCUGGAUCUUACCUCUAACUAGCGGUCCGCAAAGGAAUCAAAACAGUGUCACUUACGCUACAACGGAUACAAGCUUCGAUAACAUUUUCAACGCCAUUGGAUUGAUAGCUAUUGCAUUUCGAGGGAACAACCUCGUCCUCGAGAUACAGGGCACUCUUCCUUCCGAUUCAAAAAACCCUUCGAGCAAGACAAUGUGGAGAGCAGUGGUGAUCUCUCAUGUGCUCAUAGCGAGUUGUAUGUUUAUAGUAGCUAUUGUUGUCUACUGGGCAUACGGUGACAAGAUUCCGGCUUCGGGAGGUCCAAUAGGGAAUUACUUGAGUAUUUACGAACAAGACUACUCGAAGCGAGCCGCUUGUUUCAUACACCUCACGUUCAUCUUCAAUUGCUUAUGCUCAUAUCCGAUAAACUUAAUGCCGGCUUGUGACAAUGCAGAGAUGGUAUACACAACCAAGAGACAAAAGCCUUGCUCCAUCUUUGUCCGGAUGAUGUUGCGUGCGUUCUUGGGUUUGGUUUGUUUCUUUGUAGCCGUCGGAUUCUCGUUCUUGCCUUACCUAGCGGUUCUUAUCGGAGCAAUAGGACUACUUGUUACGUUUACGUACCCGUGUUUCAUGUGGAUCUCUAUCAAACAGCCCCAAAGGAAAAGCUCGAUGUGGUUGCUCAACGUUUUGGUGGGUUGCUUAGGUGCUUCUCUUAGCGUUUUGCUUGUGGUUGCCUCGGCUUUGCGUCUAGCUGAUAAGGGUUUACACGCAAACUUCUUCAAACCCUAA
Molecule: messenger RNA, 1440 nt
Organism: Thlaspi arvense
Lineage: Eukaryota; Viridiplantae; Streptophyta; Magnoliopsida; Brassicales; Brassicaceae
Source: the annotation of a GenBank genome assembly